Molecule: messenger RNA, 474 nt
Organism: Penaeus indicus
Lineage: Eukaryota; Metazoa; Arthropoda; Malacostraca; Decapoda; Penaeidae
Exons: 3
Coding region: 1-474 (157 amino acids)
Source: RefSeq, a predicted model, not a curated record
AUGAGGACCCUAACUACCCUCGUGGUCGUUGCUCUCCUCGCGUCGGCGUCCGAGGCAGGGGAACGACCUAGCCUGUACAAACGUGGCCAGCUGGUCCACGUCUGCACGCCCAGGGAUGUGAAGAUGAUGGCCCGCUUCGUGUGCAGUCUCCACCGGCGCUCCGUGCGGUCCGCCUCCUCCUCCUCCUCCUCCGCCUUCGUCAGUGGGCCGCUGUUCAGGAUCCCAGAAUUUUACAACCGACCUCCUUCCAGAGUGAUUAAAUGCGGAGAAAAUGGUGAAGACUGCCCCCCCCUGUACGACCCCGCCUACGACAGCGCCCCCUACCUCCUCCCGCCCUCAGGAGACGUAAGGACGAACCUCAUCAAGCGAGAUAAGGAAGUCGUGAGGGCGGUUGGGCUGACGAUUGCUGACGUGCGAAGGAAGUGCUGCCUGAACGGGUGUCUGCCGGAGGAUUUCUACGGGGCCUGUCGCUAA